UGAUGCCUUAUAGCUCGACUCAUAACUUAGAUUAAAAAUGAUUUUGGAGCAUCUGCUCCUGCUAUCCUGUAUCUAUUCAAUAGCUAGUGGUCAAGGGAAGAGUGUAGGUGUACAGGGUGGAGAAGGAUGUCCCCUUCUAUCUGGCGUUUAUGUCUCCGUAAUGCGAAGAAUAUUUCAUCCAGGAAUGCAGAAGCAAAUACUGACUGAAAUAGAACUAAUGUUAACUUCUACUCUGCUCCCAGAAACUUGUCAUGUACUUGUUGAGGAGACUAUACCUCGAGGAGCGUAUGUUGACCCUGACGAGCUGCUGGACCGUAAACUGAGGACUGGACUGAACGCUUAUAUUCCAGCCAGGGUGGAUAUAGAGAAACCAGAGUUCGAAUCAGAAGCAUUCAGGGAUACAUUGGUCAUCUAUGGGAGUCUAAACUGUAUAAUGCUUCCUAUUCAUACCCGGUAUCAUAAACCUGGCUCAUCUUAUAAACCUGGGGAUAAACCUUCAGCAAUACUCAAGAUACAGAACCCAAGGAUAUUACUGAGCUGUGAAGGCGAAGACAUAACAGAAAAUUGUACAGGACGGGCUGUUGUGAACGCUUACUGUCCUCAGUUUGAGUCAAAGUGUCAGUACGUGAAUCUUCCGUACAAAAUAAACGUUGCCAGUCUAGAGGUAAGUGUACCUGUGGGUGAUGUUGAGGAUUCCAGCCUAGUAGUUGGUGUAACCACCCUUGUUACAUGUGGUGCUACAGUUUACCUUCUUAUUACUAUGUUUAGAACCAGCAAAUAGUAAUUCUUUAAUUUUUUAUGUUAAGACAAAGCAAUAAUAUUCCUCAAUAAGGAAGUCCGCAAAAUUCUAU
Molecule: messenger RNA, 851 nt
Organism: Eurytemora carolleeae
Lineage: Eukaryota; Metazoa; Arthropoda; Copepoda; Calanoida; Temoridae
Product: phosphatidylinositol-glycan biosynthesis class X protein
Exons: 8
Coding region: 38-781 (247 amino acids)
Biological process (GO): GPI anchor biosynthetic process
Cellular component (GO): endoplasmic reticulum membrane
Source: RefSeq, a predicted model, not a curated record